AUGUUUCACGCCGACCCAACCUCGGAAGCCUCAAGCGCAGCAAGUCCAGAUGUCGUUCCGCCGCCUUUCCUUGCCGGGCUCGACUCGCUCUCCUCCGAGGUCGAAGCGUUCAUGCUCAAUCUCCAAACGGACAAAACAGAUUCCCUACGGAGGAAACUCGAGUCUGAUAUAGCUGAUGUGGAACUACUCGUUGCGAAGCUCCGUGGGGUCGACCGGAGAGGUUCUGAUGCGGACGUUGCGCAAGUUGCGCAGUUGGAUAGCCUGACGGAACGGAUGAACAAGAGCAAGGGGCUUGUAGCUGAGGAGUCAGCGCUGCUUGAGAAGAUGAUAAAGCUUGUAGAAGACUCGCGGCGGCUGAGAGUGGCAAUGCGAGAGAGGGAACAAGGCACUGAGAAGACACUGAACGAGAGGGAUAAGCUGCGUGAGGAUGUACGGAGGGAGAAGGAGCUUCACCAGGCGACUAUGACGGAGGUGGAAGCGCUGCGGAGGCAGCUGGGUGAGGAGAAGAAGCUCCACGAGGAGACGCGACUGGCAAGAGACCAGUUUUCUGAGCAGAAUAAUAAACAAAAGGAACUCUGUGAGGAGUCGCACAAGAAGAAUAAAGUAUUACUUGAGGAGAUAUGGAAGUGGAGGGAGGUCCAUGCAGAGAUGAAGAGCGAGAUCGUGAAGCUCCGUGCGGAGCUUCUGAACCUUGAAGAGACGAAGAGCGUGAUCGAGAAACUCCAUGCGGGGCUUCUGAAGGAGAAAGAACAUCUUCGUGAAAAGAUAAAGGGCGAGAUGAAACAGGAGCAGGCAGAGCAGGAAAGAUCCAGACUGGUGCGACUGGAGCAGCAAGCGAGGAAAAUGCGAAAUUCCGAGCAGACAACCGCGCGGGAUUGA
Morchella sextelata is the source of this 879-nucleotide messenger RNA. RefSeq lists its product as uncharacterized. The transcript is spliced from 2 exons. The coding region runs from base 1 to 879 and encodes 292 amino acids. The record is from RefSeq and is a predicted model, not a curated record. NCBI's taxonomy places the organism in Eukaryota, Fungi, Ascomycota, Pezizomycetes, Pezizales, Morchellaceae.